AUGUCAAUUGCCAACAACUACAAUAACCGACAUGGUGACAUUAUUACCAAUACGUCCCAACCGAAAGGUCAUGUUUGCGACCAGGAAGCCAGGAGCGAUCUUCAACAUGGCACCGAACCUGGGACAUUUGAUCAGUCAACUAAUCGGUUUAAUCAAUUGAGAAGAUUUAUUGAUGCAAAUGGAGAAUCCCAAGAAGAAUAUAAUUCUGAAAGCGGAAUUAUGGAAAUUGAUCAUGAUUAUAAAAAAUGGUUAAUAAUUGUGUCAAAGAGAAACCAUGUUCAAAUAUGCAGACUGUAUUCUUGA
Molecule: messenger RNA, 303 nt
Organism: Saccharomycopsis crataegensis
Lineage: Eukaryota; Fungi; Ascomycota; Saccharomycetes; Ascoideales; Saccharomycopsidaceae
Exons: 1
Coding region: 1-303 (100 amino acids)
Source: RefSeq, a predicted model, not a curated record